ACGAGUAACGGGAACUCGAAUAGUACGGAGUCACAGGGAAAAAUGAUCGGUAACCUUGUGGAUCGCCCCGAUAGCUCAACAAUUAGUCCGCCGCCGAUGGCAACACUCGGUGAGAGCCUAACAAACUCCGAUGACAAACCUAUCGCGUUAAAGAAGAUACCUUUUUCACUCCACUCACCUUCAGCUGUCACAGGCGGAAAGGAAAGCCUUGCACCCGUAUCGCACAAGCUUGACAAACUCAAUCACAUCGCCUCAAACCUCGGCGGAAACAACAGGACUUCUCCGAUACCCGGAAAUAAUCCGCAUCAACAUGUAACCGGGGUGGAUCCUCCUACACAAGAUAAUAUUCGACGAUAUCGUACAGCAUUUACACGGGAACAGCUCGCCCGUCUUGAGAAAGAGUUCACUCGCGACAACUACGUUAGUAGACCACGUCGGGGAGAAUUGGCCGCAGCUUUAGGCCUUCCCGAAUGUACGAUCAAGGUCUGGUUCCAGAAUCGUCGCAUGAAGGACAAACGUCAACGGAUGACAUUCAACUGGUCGUAUGACCCCCAAUUAGCAGCGUACUUUAUGCAAGCGGCUGCAGCUGCCGCAACUGGUUACAUUGGCAAUAUGGCCACUGGAGUCGGCAUACCUCCUGGCUAUCCUCAGCUUCCGGGAGGCCUUCCAUUUCCUUACUAUGCAGCUGGCGGAUGUGCGCCCGUUCCACCACCGAGCCCAAUGACUGGUUCCGGCUACCCUGUGUCGCUUAGUGACCUGGAACGCACCAAAUCGCCUGUCGCCUUGAUCGUUUCAGAGCCCCAGAAGAGUUCUUCACCCCUGCCAGUGCCUCUGACGAGCCCCACGCCAACCUCGUCACCCACAACUCCCACCAGCCCAGCACCAAUGGCCACUCCUUCAACUACAUCGCCAUCGGCACAACCCAAACUCUUUCGACCAUUCAAGGAAAUCUAGAAGGCUUCACGGAGAUUUCUAGAUGACUUGACACCUUGAAUUCUACUACCCGUAUUGCGACAAACUUCGUUUCAAAUAGAAAUUUUGUGACUGGAGAAUCUUUAUGUAAAAGCAAACGACAGAAACGUGGCUGGUACACCUGCAGCUGUACGCUUGAGUAGCACCCACGCUUUGUAUACGUACAAGUUUCUAUAGAAAAAGCAGAAAAUCGACAGAUAACGUUUUAGCAGUAAAUAUGGAGAAGUAUAUAUGUUCACUUACCCUAAAAAACGAAGAACUAUAAGCUCAUAGAUACAUAACAGCACGGACACACGCCAAACAUUUUGAGACGGUUUCGCGUUUUUGAAGCGUUUCGCAAGAAUCUUAUUCUCAGAGUAGCUUUCCGUUUUGGAGACAUGUUGA
Molecule: messenger RNA, 1356 nt
Organism: Varroa destructor (honeybee mite)
Lineage: Eukaryota; Metazoa; Arthropoda; Arachnida; Mesostigmata; Varroidae
Gene: eve
Product: homeobox protein even-skipped
Biological process (GO): regulation of transcription by RNA polymerase II
Cellular component (GO): nucleus
Molecular function (GO): DNA-binding transcription factor activity, RNA polymerase II-specific; RNA polymerase II cis-regulatory region sequence-specific DNA binding
Source: RefSeq, a predicted model, not a curated record